Fundulus heteroclitus (mummichog) is the source of this 1856-nucleotide messenger RNA. Its product is annotated as V-type proton ATPase 116 kDa subunit a2-like. Gene Ontology annotation, biological process: vacuolar acidification; proton transmembrane transport. Gene Ontology annotation, molecular function: ATPase binding; proton-transporting ATPase activity, rotational mechanism. Gene Ontology annotation, cellular component: proton-transporting V-type ATPase, V0 domain; plasma membrane; vacuolar proton-transporting V-type ATPase complex. The transcript is spliced from 15 exons. Lineage: Eukaryota; Metazoa; Chordata; Actinopteri; Cyprinodontiformes; Fundulidae. The coding region runs from base 154 to 1776 and encodes 540 amino acids. The record is from RefSeq and is a predicted model, not a curated record.
CCGCCAGUGCUGGAAGGCCACGGCCUGUUUGAUCAUCGCCAAGAUAUCCGCCUCAGUUUUGUUGCAGGAGUGGUUCAUCCCUGGAAGGUCCCCUCAUUCGAACGCUUGCUGUGGCGGGCGUGUCGCGGUUACAUCAUCGUGGAUUUUAGAGAAAUGGGGGACCGUCUGGAGCACCCGGACACGGGAGAAAUGGUGCAAUGGACCGUCUUCCUCAUCUCCUUCUGGGGAGAUCAGAUCGGACAGAAAGUGAAGAAGAUCUGCGAUUGCUUCCAUACGCAGACGUUUCCGUACCCUGAGAGCACCGCUGAGCGGGAGGAAAUUCUGCAGGGGCUUCAAGGCCGGAUUGAAGACAUCAAAUCAGUGUUGUCUCAGACCGAGGCCUUUCUGCAGCAGCUGCUGCUGCGAGCGGUGGCCAUCCUGCCUCAGUGGAAGGUCCGGGUCCAGAAGUGCAAGGCCAUCCAGCUGGUGCUGAACCUCUGCAGCCCCUCCGUCACUGACAAGUGCCUGAUUGCCGAGGCCUGGUGUCCCACCAACAAGCUGCCCGAGCUGCAGAGCGCCCUCAGAGAAGGAGGGAGGAAGAGUGGCAGUGGGGUGGACUCCUUCUACAACCGCCUGCCCUCCUCCACCCCUCCUCCCACCCUGUUUCCCAUCAACUCCUUCACAGCUGGUUUCCAGAACAUCGUUGAUGCUUACGGUGUGGCCAGCUACCGGGAGGUUAAUCCAGCGGUGUACACCAUCAUUACAUUCCCCUUCCUGUUUGCUGUGAUGUUUGGGGACGUGGGUCACGGUUUGCUGAUGUCUUUGGCCGCCCUGUGGAUGGUGCUUGAGGAAAAAGACCCCAAGCUCAAAAAUAAUACCAAUGAGAUCUGGAGGAUGAUGUUUGGAGGUCGUUAUCUGAUUCUGCUGAUGGGCCUCUUCUCCAUCUACACGGGAGCCGUCUACAACGAGUGUUUCAGCCGAGGCAUCAAAACCUUCAGCUCAGGGUGGCACGUCGGCCCCAUGUUUGAAAAGAACAUCUGGAACUCAUCGGUCCUAGAGGGGAACCAGUUCUUGUCCAUGGAUCCUAAUGUGACCGGGGUUUUUACCAGCCCCUAUCCAUUUGGGAUUGACCCGGUCUGGGGCAUGGCCAACAACAAACUGACCUUCCUGAACUCCUACAAGAUGAAGAUGUCGGUCAUCAUCGGCGUCAUUCACAUGACCUUUGGCGUCUGCUUAUCCUUCUUUAACUACCUGCACUUUGGCAAGAUCAGCAGCAUAUUCUUUGUGCUGAUCCCAGAGCUGUUCUUCAUGCUGUGCCUCUUUGGGUACCUUGUCUUCAUGGUGGUCUUCAAAUGGAUCGCCUACACUCCUGCUCAGUCCAGAAUCGCUCCCAGCAUACUUAUCCACUUCAUAGACAUGUUCCUGUUCACAGACAACCCAGAGAACCCCCAGCUGUUCACGGGUCAGCUUGUUGUCCAGAAGAUCCUGGUUGUGCUGGCCCUGUGUUCAGUCCCUGUCCUCCUGCUGGGGAAACCCCUUUGCGAAUAUGUCGCCUUCAAAUCAAGACGGCGGCGACAAAUAGACGAGGAAAGGCGGCCGUUGGUGCCCGACGAAGGCUCGGUCAACACCCGUCAGGGGGAGGUGGAGGGCGGAGGUGCAGCUGAGGAGGAGGAGUUCGAUGCUGCAGAUGUGUUCAUGCAUCAGGCCAUCCACACCAUCGAGUACUGCUUGGGCUGCAUCUCCAACACGGCCUCCUACCUGCGGCUCUGGGCUCUGAGUUUAGCUCAUGCACGUUAGUGGACACACACACAAUAGACUUCCCUAUUUUAAACCAAACCAGCUCAGUCUGUUAUUCAUCUGGCUGCAUGUUUUCCCAG